GCGAAGUCAUGAACAGCGUGGCAAUGAAGAUAAUUAUCAUUGGUUUGUUUUGCUUGGAUUUAUGGCCAUCGAUGUUUACAUCUGCAUCAGCCCCGUUGACCACUUUCGAUUUGUGCGGUGUGAGCGAAAUCACCACAGAAAACGUUUCUCUUUCGCUGAAUUUUACAACGGAGCGCGCGCAAAAAACUGGCGGAGAAUGUGCUCGGGUGAUUAUUCUUAAAUCGAAGCGGGUGAAGCUGACCGUAGAAGAACUAAACGUUGUAAGCGGAGCGGUGUUCGAGAUUCGAGAAGGCCCUGGGAUUACUGACGGAGAAAAACUUGGGCCAAAGGAUGCAAGCCAGUCGCCCUCGUUCUAUGUUACUUCGGGGAAUGCCAUGUUUAUUCGAUUUAAAGACGUUAGUCAAGGCACAAAUGGACCAAGCAUUUUUCGCGGGAAAAUUUCUUCAGUUCCCUUCCAAGACACGUGCCGUUGUCGAGGGGUGAGAAACGGAACGCUGGAGUGUUAUGAAACUACACAAGAGAGGAAAUGUGAAUUGAAAUGUAAUCCCUCGUUUAUGGAGCUAACAAUAAAGAAGGAAGUCCUAACGUGUGAUUUCAAGAAUGGAACGUGGGAUAUAAAUAUACAUAGCGGACCACUUGAGUGCCAAAAGGUGCAAAAACCAUUUCAAAUCAAAGCCACAGUGAAUUUUAAUUAUGCUAAUCUAACGUGUCAACAAGUUGAUCUCAAGAAAGUGGAAAGCGUUAUUCGAGCGGUGUUAGGAAACAACAGUGAUGUUCGAAGCAAAGGUGUGUGCUUCAACCAAAGUGCUGCCAACAACCCAGACUGCAAGCAGGCAGUUCAAGUCAACUGCACCAUCAGCGGAAGUCAGGCGGAAAUAACGAUAACUAUAUUGGAUUACAUAGUGAAACCGCCAACUUUGGAAGAAGCUAAUUCAAAACUCCAAGAGCUUCAUACGGCCUACAACAACCUGAAGCUCAAGGAUGUUUUAGACAUUGAAGCUCUGGUCAUGAAGAAAGGAAAUGAAUCAUUUACUAUUUCUAAGGAGUCAAUUGUCAACACCGCCACUCCUUGGUGUAACGGUGAAAAUGAUUAUAUUAAGGUUCCCGGGAACGCAACUUAUUCUGUGUGCUCCGCCUGCCCAAGGCACCAUUUGUACAAUGUUACAACCCGCACCUGUCAGAAAUGUCCCUCCGGUAGUACUGCAGUAAAAGGUGCACGGUCGUGUACACAGAAAAACGGCACAUCGCCAGCAACGCCCCUGAGAAAAUCAUGCGAUAAUAAAUGUAUGAAGGGCAAACGGCUAGAUAAAAAAUAUGGGAUGUGUGAAUGGUGUCCUCGAAACAAUUACCAAAACUCUUCAACGAAGAUCAAUCCAGAAUGUAUACCCUGCCCCGGUGAUAAACAGACCAUUUUUCCUGGGGCACAAGAGGUGUCAGACUGUCUUGACCCCUGUCUACCUGGUACCUUUAUGAACGCUUCAAGUGGCAGUUGCAUGGAUUGCCCUAUUGGCACCUACAUGGACACCGACAAACAUGCAUCUACUCGAUGCAAGACGUGUGAAAUGGGGAAAACCACCAGGAGUGUCGGCAGCAAAGCAGUCAGUGAUUGUUACCACUGUUUACCUGGUGAGUUUUAUAACUCAACUGCAAUGAUGUGCACUUCUUGUCCAAUGGGAAAAUACCAGGACGAGGUGAACAAAGACAGCUGCAAAGAUUGCACUAGUGGGACAACAACUCUUGAAAUGAGUUCAAAGACUAUAUCAGACUGUGUCAAGGUCUGUGGCCUGGGGAAGUUUCUUAAUGACUCAAACUGUUUUGAUUGUCCAAAGGACACAUACCAGGAUGUGAAAGAGCACAAUGCCACAGAGUGCGAGCCAUGUGGACCAAAUAAAAUCACAAAUGCAACAGGACAGUCUGAUGUUUCUAGCUGUUUUGUCAUAUGUGAGGAGGGAUGGUUCUUGGAUAAAAGUGUUUCUCAGUGUAAAAAGUGUCCUGUAGGACAGUACCAAGAUCAGUCAGGACAAGACCACUGCAAACAGUGUCCUGAUGGUAAAAGUACUGCAAGUGAAGGACAGAAGAAUGUGUCCUCCUGCACUGUUGUCUUUUGUGGGAAAGGACAGUAUCUUAAUGACUCAAACUGUUUUGACUGUCCAAAGAACACAUACCAGGAUGUGAAAGAGCACAAUGCCACAGAGUGCAAGCCAUGUGGACCAAAUAAAAUCACAAAUGCAACAGGCCAGUCUGAUGUUUCCAGCUGUUUUGCCAGUUGUGAGGAGGGAUGGUUCUUGGAUAAAAGUGUUUCUCAGUGUAAAAAGUGUCCCCAAGGACAGUACCAAGAUCAGCUGGGGCAAGACCAUUGUAAACAGUGUCCUGAUGGUAAAAGUACCACACGUGAAGGACAGAAGAAUGUGUCCUCCUGCACUGUUGUCUUUUGUGGGAAAGGACAGUAUCUUAAUGACUCAAACUGUUUUGACUGUCCAAAGAACACAUACCAGGAUGUGAAAGAGCACAAUGCCACAGAGUGCAAGCCAUGUGGACCAAAUAAAAUCACAAAUGCAACAGGCCAGUCUGAUGUUUCCAGCUGUUUUGCCAGUUGUGAGGAGGGAUGGUUCUUGGAUAAAAGUGUUUCUCAGUGUAAAAAGUGUCCCCAAGGACAGUACCAAGAUCAGCUGGGGCAAGACCAUUGUAAACAGUGUCCUGAUGGUAAAAGUACCACACGUGAAGGACAGAAGAAUGUGUCCUCCUGCACUGUUGUCUUUUGUGGGAAAGGACAGUAUCUUAAUGACUCAAACUGUUUUGACUGUCCAAAGAACACAUACCAGGAUGUGAAAGAGCACAAUGCCACAGAGUGCAAGCCAUGUGGACCAAAUAAAAUCACAAAUGCAACAGGCCAGUCUGAUGUUUCCAGCUGUUUUGCCAGUUGUGAGGAGGGAUGGUUCUUGGAUAAAGGUGCUUCUCAGUGUAAAAAGUGUCCCCAAGGACAGUACCAAGAUCAGCUGGGGCAAGACCAUUGUAAACAGUGUCCUGAUGGUAAAAGUACCACACGUGAAGGAGCUGAGGAUUCCAGGGAAUGUAUCACAAGUGAUGGACAGGGAAGUGCUGAAGUCGUCAAGAUGUCUGUCAAAUUCACAUCGCUCUUUUGGAGUGAAGAACUCACGGACACUGAAAGUGCUAAGUAUUAUGAGACAAAGACCCAGAUUGAAGAUGCAAUCAAAUUUGAGUUACACAAAGAUCCGUCAUUUGAAGGUGUUGAAGUAACUGCUCUAACAAAGGGUAGCGUUGUUGCUGAAUUUGAACUGUACUUUAAUGACAAAGUGGACUAUGUACCUGGAAAAGCCCUCCAGGUUGCUGCUCAAAGUGGUAAAGUCGGAAACUUGUCAGUUAACUCAGACUCACUAAUUAUUCUCCAACAGGACUGUUCCCAACCUCUUGGAAUGGAAAGUGGUAAAAUAAAAAAUGAGCAGAUCACAGCGUCAACAUCCUCAAAGCAUUAUGAACCCUUCGAAGGACGGCUGAAUUUGAAAGGUGGGCGUGGCUGGAACCCUGAGUACAAUAGAAGUACUGAAUAUCUACAGAUUGAUUUCAAGAGAGUGAUCAAUAUUACAGCUGUUGCUACCCAAGGGAAAUCAAAUGUUAAAGGAAUGUUAAAUGUUUAUGUUAAAAAAUACAAACUUAGCCUAAGUGAUAAUGGAAAAAAUUGGAAAGAGUAUACUGAAAAUAACAGAACAAAGGUAAGCAACAUUUAAGUACCCUUUCAUUUUACAUUCACACCUACAUAUAUAUUCAUUGAAUAUAGAUCAGACUUCAGAAGAUACCAUUCGUUUAAUGCAACAGAUCCGUUUCGUACAUGGUCAAAAGAUGAACACACUCAUCAGGCAACUAAACGAAUGAUCUGUACAUGUCAAAAUUGGUGGUUAUAUGCAUUUAAAUCCGUUACUAUGCGAAGUAUAAACAAAUUGAACUAUAAGGUAUAUAAAUAUUUGCAAUAAGGGAGGAGGGAUUGCGUUUCUGUGUGACAGUUAACCUAACCUACAUACAAUGCCCACACGUACUUUAUCAUAACAGCUCCCUGACUAGGGUUCUUCCCCUGUCAAUACUAAAAACUGAAAAAAAAAUUAAAAAUAAUAAAAAUAAUAAUAAUUUUUUAUGAAAGUAGCCACUUGGGUCACCUUCAUAGGAGCUGGAGGAAAUCCCCGGCCCCGGGCCCUUAACGAUAGCCCUGCACAAGCCAAACUGAAGUUGCUGUUUGACAUUUUCUAGGUUUUCAAUGGAAACUACGACUCCGAUACUGUGGUACGAAAUACUCUAGCAUAUACAGUCACUUCUCGGUUCAUCAGAUUUCUACCUCAGAGCUGGAAUAAGGACAUUUUUAUGCGUGUGGAAGUCUAUGGCUGUUUACUGAACGCACUUCUUCCAACUGAAACUUCCACAAGUGCUGCUAGUACACCAGAUAUUGCUGCAAUAACAUCAAAGCAUGACAAGUGGCCAUGGGGGGCCUAUCUCGGCAUUGUUUUUGCAGUUCUGCUAGUAGUUGGAAUCGUCAUUGCUGUCAUCUGCUGGAAGAAAAAAAGCAAAGAAAAGAGAAAUGCAGCGGAAACAGAUCAUGCUCUGAUCGGAAUGGGCAAGCACGGUGAUGGAGAGUACAGGAUCAUUGAGAAAAAUGCUGCAGAGCCUGACGAUGACAAUGAUGAAAAUGUUGUUUGAGUAGAAAAAUCA
Molecule: messenger RNA, 4716 nt
Organism: Porites evermanni
Lineage: Eukaryota; Metazoa; Cnidaria; Anthozoa; Scleractinia; Poritidae
Source: the annotation of a GenBank genome assembly